Eimeria tenella is the source of this 1855-nucleotide messenger RNA. RefSeq lists its product as uncharacterized. Gene Ontology annotation, molecular function: protein binding. Lineage: Eukaryota; Apicomplexa; Conoidasida; Eucoccidiorida; Eimeriidae. The record is from RefSeq and is a predicted model, not a curated record. The transcript is spliced from 5 exons. The annotation marks the transcript as partial.
AUGCAAAUCAUUUUCCCUUUUUUCCACACAGAUGAAGCGGAGUCCCUCAUGCAGAAGCAGCAGCAACAGCAGCAACAGCAGCCGCAGCAGCAGCAGCAGCCGCAGCAGCAGCAGCAGCAGCAGGACGAGGACGACACAGCUCGCCUCCGCGAAGAGCUCAAUCGACUUGCGGAUGAGGCUGCAAGCCUGAGGCGGCACGUGGCGGUACUUGAAGAGCAGCUGCAGCAGCAGCAGCUACAACAGCAGCAGCUCCAAGCGCAGCAGCUGCAGCAGCAAGACGAAGAGGACCUGCAGAAGCCAAAGGAUUUGCUGCAGGAGCAGCAGCAGCAAAAGCAGCAAACUGCCGAAGCAGCAGCAGCAGCAGCAGCAGCACCAACAACAACAGCAGCAGCAGCAGAACCAGAGAGGCCAAAGACGCCAGCUUUUAGUACUGCAGCGCUGCAGCAAGGAGAGGAACUCCUUGCCAAAGACACCCAAAGCCGCGCGAAGGCUCUUCAAGCUGCUGCUGCCUUCGAAGGAAACAGCGGCGCCGCUGAGCUGCUGCAGCUGCAGCAGGAGCGCUUGUUGCUGCUGCGGGAGCAGCAGCUGCUUCAGCGAGAGGAACAGAUCCAUAGGGAGAUGCUGCUGCAGCAGCAGCAAAUAUUGCAGAACCAUCAGCAGGCGCUGCUGCACUCACAGCGAAAAGGACAGCUGCAGCAGCAGCAAUUGUUGCAGCUACAGCAAAGUGAGCCUGCGCAGCUAUUGGAGCAACAGCAGCAAGACGAGCUGCAUCAGCAGCAGCAGGCUGCUGAUGCAGAUGAGGAGCAUUCGCAGCAGCGGCGGCAGCAGCCGCAAGAAAAAGGGCAGUGGCAGCAGCAGCAGCAGCAGCAGCAUGAACAGCAGAGGACGUCGAUGGAGCUGAAGGUACUGCAGCACGGGGACGAGCAGCUGCGGCAGCAGAGGACUUCGCAGCAACAGCGAUUGAGCGAUGAGCAGCUGCAGCAAAUGAACCCGAACAAGCAGCAGCAGCAGCAGCCGCAGCAGCAGCAGCAACAAAAACAGCAGAAAGACGGCGCAGAGUGUGGAACUGCUGCCCAUAGGGGAAGCAGCAAAACAACUAUGGGUGUCGCUUGCGCUGCUACUGAGGUGUACGUACACCCCAAACUUAACCCCCGCAGCUCUGUGGGGGGCCCAACGCCCUUCCCCCCAAGGGGCCCCCUGCCUCUUUUUGCUGCAGUUUGUUUGUCUUGUGGACCUCCUGCGAAGCAACAAAAGAAAGAAAAGAGGCAAAAGAGGGCCUCAGUCUCUUUUGCUGCUGUUCCGCGCGCGCACUCGACCCCAAUUCGUUGCCUCUUGUUCUUGCCAGAGGCAGGGGGGCCCCCUGCUGCAGCAGGGGGGCCUCCUGCUGCAGCACGGGGGCCCUCCGCUGCAGCAGAGGGGCCCCCUGCUGCAGCAGGAGGGCUGGGGGCCCCUGGGGUGGCCCUCAUAACUGCCAGCGACGCGAAGCUGAAGGUUUGGGACUUGAGCUGCAUGGCGUGCAAGUGGAGAUACACCCCAAGCUGGGGUGACACAGCAGCAGCAGCAGCAGCACCAGCACAAGCAGCAGCGAGCGGUUCUUUGGUCCUGUGGGGUCUUGGUGCUGCACUCAGUGGCUCCCUGGUCGUUGCGGGCGUCGGCGGCUGCCUCCAAACAUUCGACCUCAGGGCAAAACGGCCGCAGCAAAUUUACGCUAAGGGCCUCAAGGGAGGGGCCCCCCAUUGCCUUGCAGCAGAUCCGGGGGGCCCCCAUGUUUCUGUGUCUUCUGGAGAUGGAAUUCUUCGCUUAUUAGAUCUGAGACAAAACAAGAAAGUCCUGUUUGCUGCAGAGGUGCAGGCGG